This is a messenger RNA of Sesamum indicum (sesame), 2114 nucleotides long. Its product is annotated as serine/threonine-protein kinase BSK1. The record is from RefSeq and is a predicted model, not a curated record. NCBI's taxonomy places the organism in Eukaryota, Viridiplantae, Streptophyta, Magnoliopsida, Lamiales, Pedaliaceae. Gene Ontology annotation, biological process: protein phosphorylation; brassinosteroid mediated signaling pathway. Gene Ontology annotation, molecular function: protein kinase activity; ATP binding; protein binding.
CGCUGAUAAAAUUUAAAUCGAAACCUUAAAAUAGUAAUGGUAGUAAAAGUUAUAUAAAGUAGCACUAGUUGUAGUAGAAGAAGAGGAAGAAGAAAAGCCCAAAGGCACUUUCACCAAAAUUUCUCUCUUCUUUUGGAGAUCCCUUUCUACCUCAUAACCCGCACGAACGUAUAUAUUUUAAUGAAUUUUCUCGACUUUAGUAUUUGUAAAGUGUAGAUUACUGUGAAUUUCUGCAUAUAAUAAUCCCUAGUGCGAUUCGAAAAUUGAGCAUAUCAUUGUGUUUCUGAGCUGGGUUUGCUGUUCACCAGAGGAGUAUUUUUUAGCUUCGCGUCACGUGUGGUGGUGGUCUGGUGAGUCAACUCGACCGAGUCGUCAUGGGAUGCUGCGGGUCAAAGGAGCAUCUGCCGCGUUCCGGUGAGAAGGAUCAGUGGCAGCAGCAGCAGCAGUAUGGACACCGCCGUUCCUCCUCCGUCAACGCAGCCUCUACUGGGGGCUUCGCGGAGUUCUCACUGGCGGAGCUGAAGUCCGCCACCAACAACUUCAGCUCCGACAAUAUAGUCUCGGAGAGUGGGGAGAAAGCCCCCAAUGUCGUCUAUGAAGGCCGCCUGCAGAACCAGCGGUGGAUCGCUGUCAAGAAAUUUACCAAGAUGGCGUGGCCUGAUCCCAAACAGUUUGCUGAGGAAGCUAAGGAAGUGGGGAAGCUGAGGCACAAGAGGCUGGCGAAUCUGAUAGGGUAUUGUUGUGAUGGGGACGAGAGGCUGCUCGUUGCCGAAUUUAUGCCUAAUGAAACGCUCGCUAAGCAUUUAUUUCACUGGGAGAAUCAAACCCCUGAGUGGGCAAUGCGUUUAAGAGUUGCUCUAUAUAUAGCUGAAGCACUGGAUUACUGCAGCAGGGAAGGUCGACCACUCUACCAUGACUUGAAUGCCUAUAGAGUUCUCUUUGAUGAGAAUGGAGAUCCACGGCUGUCCUGUUUUGGAUUAAUGAAGAACAGCAGGGAUGGUAAAAGUUAUAGCACAAAUCUUGCUUAUACGCCUCCUGAGUAUCUGAGAAAUGGGAGGGUGACCCAGGAAAGUGUUGUUUUCAGCUUUGGAACUGUCCUGUUGGAUCUUCUUAGUGGAAAGCAUAUUCCUCCAAGUCAUGCGCUGGAUAUGAUACGAGGCAAAAAUAUUCUUCUCUUAAUGGAUUCCCAUUUAGAGGGAAAUUUCUCAACUGAAGAGGCUACUGUAGUUUUUGAUCUUGCUUCACAGUGUUUGCAGUAUGAACCAAGGGAACGGCCAAAGACCAAGGAUCUUGUUUCUACCCUCGCCCCGUUGCAAAAUAAACCCGAUGUACCAUCUUAUGUGAUGCUGGGAAUUCCAAAGCGUGAAGAAACACCAUCUACGCCACCACAUCCACUCUCGCCAAUGGGUGAUGCCUGUUCACGUAUGGAUCUCACUGCUAUCCAUCAAUUUUUGGUGAUGCAACAUUACAAAGAUGAUGAGGGAACCAAUGAGUUGUCUUUCCAAGAAUGGACUCAACAAAUGAGAGAUAUGUUGGAUGCAAGGAAAAGGGGAGACUUGGCAUUCCGUGACAAAGAUUUCAAAACUGCAAUAGAUUGCUAUUCUCAGUUCAUAGAUGUGGGCACCAUGAUUUCCCCAACUGUUCAUGCAAGACGAAGCCUUUGUAAUCUUAUGUGUGAUCAACCAGAUGCUGCCCUCCGGGAUGCGAUGCAAGCUCAGUGCAUUUAUCCUGAUUGGUCCACAGCAUUUUACAUGCAGGCUGUGGCCCUUGCCAAGCUUGACAUGCACAAGGAUGCAGCUGACAUGUUGAAUGAGGCUGCCAUGCUAGAAGAAAAGAAGCAACGAGGUGGGAAAGGAUAAUGACCCUUCCAUCUAUUACUUGUUGAGAAGUCAUGGUGUGACAAAUUCUGUCGUAAUCACAUACUGCACAGUUUGCCUAUAUCAUUUGAUCUUUUGAGGGAUGUGAUUGUUUUUCACAAAUGUACAAUAUGGAGGGAAAAAUACAUACAUUGACUUGAGUAGAUGGUCAUGCUUAAUUAUUACCACUCAAAUAUGUUGAAUAAUAUUUUAUCGCUAUCAGCGUGUACAAUUGGUAUGUAGACCUAUAUAUAAAAC